AUGCUUCUACAACUCCCUACAGAAUUGAUACAACUUGUUUUUCAAUACUCAACUACGACAGCCUUUCUACAGGCAGCUUUCUCUUGUCGCACGCUCUAUGCCAUUGCCUCCAACUGCCGGGAGAUUUUAUUGCAUCAUCUGUAUCAAACUCCCGGGCUGAAUGAGGAUCUUCUACCUGCCGACUCAAAGCAAUUGUUCCGGGUGCUUCAAAAACGCGCUUCCCAGCAACUGUAUGGUGCCCAGUUCACUGCAAGUUGCACUUGUUUCCACUUUGGGUCAUUGGUCCUUGAUGUCAAAGCGUCAUCGCUGGCCCCCUCUGAACACCAGACCUUUGCACUUGUCUAUAAAGGUCACGAGGACAUUCAGCUUUUUCGCACCGAGAAUGGCCAGCUUCAGCUUAAAGCUUGCUUGAAACCACAACGACUUCAACCAGGAGUAGUCGAGGUUCUAAGGACAGCCUUUGAUGCAGAUGAUGGCCUCUAUGUCCUACAACGCUUUACAUCUACAGCUGAAGAAAGCCCAGACUCAGAGCACCCGUUCAUCAAACAAGCAUUUAAUACCUAUACUAGGGGGCAGGUCUAUCUCAUUCGCUAUUCCCUCCAGUCUCGCCAGGAUCCUGUUCGCGUCUGUACGUUUCCGGACCAUGCUGAGUAUGAGCCUCUGGCUCUUGCCGCUGCCCACCGAGAUACUUUUGCAAUCUCCUGGCAGCAUUCCCGUGAAAGUGAAGAAUAUGAAGUAGUGCUUUAUAAUUCACAGAGCGCAUCUAGUGCCCACAGCCUGUCAAGCGCAAUAGCGUCAAAAUGA
Molecule: messenger RNA, 804 nt
Organism: Aspergillus oryzae RIB40
Lineage: Eukaryota; Fungi; Ascomycota; Eurotiomycetes; Eurotiales; Aspergillaceae
Product: F-box domain protein
Exons: 2
Coding region: 1-804 (267 amino acids)
Molecular function (GO): protein binding
Source: RefSeq, a predicted model, not a curated record